Fusarium fujikuroi IMI 58289 is the source of this 1278-nucleotide messenger RNA. RefSeq names its product related to cat eye syndrome critical region protein 5 precursor. Gene Ontology annotation, cellular component: mitochondrion. Bases 1 to 1278 code for a protein of 425 amino acids. The record is from RefSeq and is a predicted model, not a curated record. The transcript is spliced from 2 exons. Gene Ontology annotation, biological process: glycerophospholipid biosynthetic process. Lineage: Eukaryota; Fungi; Ascomycota; Sordariomycetes; Hypocreales; Nectriaceae.
AUGUCUUCACAACAGACCGAGUUCUUCAAGGACAACCUCCCCGCUCAGCGUGAGGUCACCACCCCCGACUCUGUCCCCAGUUCUCCUGAGCUCGGAAGCUCCAGCUCAAGUGACAGCAUCGCCAGUCUCGGGUCUCCCGCCUCUCCCAUCUCCCCUCCCAUCUCGCAGCCUGUUGCCGACUCGUUCGUCUUCGCUUUCGACAUCGAUGGUGUCUUGGUCCGUGGUGGACGAGCGAUUCCUGAGGCCAUCCAGGCCAUGAAGGUUCUCAACGGCGAGAAUGAGUAUGGCAUUCAAGUGCCUCAUAUCUUCCUCACCAAUGGUGGUGGUAAGACUGAAGAGGAGCGAUGUGGCGAUCUCUCAGGUCAGCUCAAGUGCGACAUCAAGCCUGGCCAGUUCAUCUGCGGCCACACUCCCAUGAGGGAGAUGGCUGAGAAGUAUGGCACCGUGCUUGUCGUCGGUGGUGAGGGCGAGAAGUGUCGACAUGUUGCUGAGGGCUAUGGCUUUAAGGAUGUUGUCACACCUGGCGACAUUAUCAAGCACAACGCCGCUACCACCCCCUUCCGCAAGCUUACUGCUGAGGAGCAUGCCAACUCCCGUGAGCGAGACUUCUCCGAUGUUGUCAUUGACGCUGUCUUCGUCUUCGCCGACUCUCGCGAUUGGGCUGGAGAUAUUCAGAUCAUGCUCGACGUGGCUAUGUCAAAGGGUGGCCGUUUGGGUACUCGCAGUGAGACCAACGACGAGGGUCCCCCCUUCUACUUCUCUCACAACGAUGUUGUCUGGUCUGCUGCGCAUGAGCAUGUCCGUCUAGGUAUGGGAGCCCUUCGCCGCAUGUUCGAAGUUACCUUCAAGGAUCUCACUGGCGGUAACGGCGUUCUACACACCCACGCCUUUGGAAAGCCUCAAGUUUCUACCUUUGAGUUUGCCUCCCGUCUGAUGGGCCAGUGGCGUCAGACCGAGCAUGGUCUUGUUGCUCCUCCUGAGACUGUUUACUUUGUCGGUGACACUCCUGAGAGUGAUAUCCGAGGUACCAACGCCGUGAACAAGGUUGCCGACAAUGAUUGGUACAGCAUUCUCGUCAAGACCGGUGUCUACCAGGAGGGUACUGAACCUGCCUAUAAGCCUCGAGUUACUGUUGAGAAUGUUCUUGAUGCUGUUAACCACGGCAUCAAGCGUGAAAUGGAGAAGAAGGCGUCAAAGGGCCAGAUGUCCAAGCCUACCCUUAUCCCUGAGUCCGGCAUCACAGAGAUUGCUGUCGACAUGGAUGGUAUCACCAUCUAA